UUCAUGGCUUCUGCAACAACAGAUAACCAGGUGAGUACUGCACACAUACCUGAUGAUCUUGCCAUCUCCAUUCUUUCUAAAUUGCCGCUUAAAUCUAUCAAACGAUUCACAUGUGUUCAAAAAUCAUGGUCUGAUUUUUUCGAAAAUGCUCAUUUCAUGAACAUGUUUCGCACCAAUUUCAUAUCCAAAUAUGACGAGAAAGAAGAAAAAAAAUGUCUCCUCUUAAGGGAAAGGAUAGGGACAAGCACCACUGACUUUUGUGACGUGAUGUGCAAGCUUUCCGGUGAUAGGUUUCAAGAUAGGGUGAGAUUAGAUUGGCCACCUCCGUUUCAACAGGAUGAGUCAAAUAUUGAGAUUUUGUAUUGUGCAAGUGUUAAUGGUAUUCUUUGUCUCUACCAACGCCAUGGCAAUUACUUCGAAACAACUACACCUACUGCAACAACUGCAUUGUGGAACCCUGCUACCGGGGAAUAUAAAAUCCUUCCUCCUAGCCUUCAAUCGUAUGAGAACAUUGAGUUUAAUGUAAGUCUUGUGGGAGUUGGUUAUGACCAUAUUAGGGAUGACUAUAAGGUUCUUCGGGUUGCACGACAUCGGACAUCCCAUAGACCUCGACAAUUACAUUUUCAAAGAGGAGCCACAAGUUAUUUUCACAUAUGGGUUUUGGGUGAACUAUGUGUCGGGGAAUCAUGGACUAAAUUCUUUGUCGUUGGACCUUUGUCUUGUGUUUUAUAUCCUAUCGGAGUAGGGAAAAAGAACCAAAUAUACUUCGUAAAAGAAGAUGGAAAGCUCGCUUUGUUUGAUUUGAGUACUCAAAGGAUUGAGGACAAAGGAGACUUGAUUUGUGAGAAGAUUGCAUUUUACAAUGAGAACCCUCUUUCAAUUGAAGGAAUGAGUAACUAA
This is a messenger RNA of Trifolium pratense (red clover), 900 nucleotides long. Its product is annotated as F-box only protein 8-like. The transcript has 2 exons. The coding region runs from base 4 to 900 and encodes 298 amino acids. Lineage: Eukaryota; Viridiplantae; Streptophyta; Magnoliopsida; Fabales; Fabaceae. The record is from RefSeq and is a predicted model, not a curated record. Gene Ontology annotation, molecular function: protein binding.